AGCUGUCGCUACUCUGUCGCUGUGACUGCAAACGUCCCCUCGCCGCCGCCGAAGAUAUACCCCACGCCAUCAACGAUGUUUUUGCUUCUGCUCCUUCCUAUCUAUCUUCUAUACCUUUGUUUGCUCGCCCGAGGCUCCUCAUUGACAACUGCCAUCUCCGCCAACGAACGAUUAUGUUUCUACGCCGAGGUUGACAAAGCUGGAGAAAAGAUUGGCUUCUAUUUUGCCGUGCAAUCUGGAGGUUCGUUCGACAUUGAUUUCGAUGUCAGGGACCCAAAUUCGAAACUCAUACUUGACGGAAAUCGAGAACGGCAGGGCGAUUACGUUCUCACUGCGAAUGUAGCGGGAGAAUAUGCGUUUUGCUUUGAGAACGACAUGUCGAGUUUCACGGAGAAACUAGUCGACUUUGACAUCAUGGUAGAAAGUGAACCUAGAAGAGAGGCCCCAGCAAAGCAGGGACAGAUUUCAGACCAUACCAGUGCAUUAGAGGAAAGUAUCUUUCGGCUGAAUGGGAUGCUUAUGAACAUCAAAAGGGAUCAGAAAUAUUUCCACACUAGAGAAAACCGAGGGUUCUCGGUUGUCAAGUCUACCCAAAACCGAUUAUUUUGGUAUGCUGUCUUCGAGAGCAUAGUUGUCGUUGGCAUGGCCGUCUUCCAGGUCUAUGUUUUACAAACGUUUUUCACAAGGACAGGCAGGCGAUACAAGGUCUAGUUGACACUUGCAUGCAUGUAUUUCCUUAGUUCUGGAACAUCGUAUGACCGAUUUGAUUUUGUGGCAUAUUGGUGUUAUAAUAUCAAUACUUAUGUGGGUCUAGCCACCGCUGU
Molecule: messenger RNA, 824 nt
Organism: Marasmius oreades (fairy-ring Marasmius)
Lineage: Eukaryota; Fungi; Basidiomycota; Agaricomycetes; Agaricales; Marasmiaceae
Exons: 6
Coding region: 76-711 (211 amino acids)
Biological process (GO): endoplasmic reticulum to Golgi vesicle-mediated transport; intracellular protein transport; protein retention in ER lumen
Cellular component (GO): endoplasmic reticulum-Golgi intermediate compartment; COPII-coated ER to Golgi transport vesicle; endoplasmic reticulum
Source: RefSeq, a predicted model, not a curated record